This is a messenger RNA of Paramecium tetraurelia, 1647 nucleotides long. RefSeq lists its product as uncharacterized. The transcript is spliced from 4 exons. Gene Ontology annotation, biological process: proteolysis. NCBI's taxonomy places the organism in Eukaryota, Ciliophora, Oligohymenophorea, Peniculida, Parameciidae. The record is from RefSeq and is a predicted model, not a curated record. Gene Ontology annotation, molecular function: zinc ion binding; metallocarboxypeptidase activity.
AUGAUAAUUUUAUUUUCAUUGAUACCAACAUUGAUUUGCUUCGAUUACAAAGGUAUUCUUAAUCGAGAUCUCCAUCAUAUCAGAAAUGAGUUGAUAAAUGGCUCUUUAAUUGAAGGGAGGUUAUCGAUAAAAGAUGUAGAAAAUUUGUUCACAGAACUGGAAAAAACUACUAGUCUUGUUCAUUCUUAGUAGAUUGGAUAGUCCUAUCUCAAUAAAACUAUUUAUUCAUAUUCAUUAUGCUCUAAUUUUACCCAAUAAAAGCCAAUGAUGCUCAUAACUAGUUUACAUCAUUCUAGAGAAGUUGCUAGCCUACAAAUGAAUAUUUAUUUGUUUCUCUAUAUCUUAUGGGAAGUAGAACAUGAAAAAAAUCCAUUUUAUAUAAAUAUGAUUACUCAUAAUUGCAUUCUGAUUGUCCCUUUUGUAAACAUUGAUGGAUACUCUGAAAUUGAGGCUGAAUUUAAUAAACGCAAUCUACUUCCUAAAACAAGAAAAAAUCUAAAUCGAACUAUUCUUUGUUCUGAAGAAGGUGAAUUAGCAGGGGUAGAUAUAAAUAGAAAUUAUGGAUAUCAAUUUGCCUAUGAUAAUAUUGGUAGUUCUGAUGAUCCUUGCGAUGAGGCCUAUAGAGGAAGUGUCGCAUUUUCUGAAAAGGAGACUUAAGCCAUCAAAUACGUUGUUGAAAACUAUAAUGUUAAAAUGGCUAUGAAUCUACAUAGCUUUGGAAAUAAGUGGCUUUUACCUUACAGUUAUGGUAAGGAAGAACUUGAUAAAGAUGGAAUUCCGUAUAAGAUUUAUGAAGACUUCAAGCAAAAUGGGCGAUUCUAAGGACAUUACAAAAUUGGCCAUGCUCAAGAAUUAAUCUAGUAUACUGCCAAUGGAGAAGCUGCUGAUUGGAUGCUCUCUAAAGGCAUUAUUGCUAUAUGUCCGGAAUUAGGAGAACAAACUUACUCUAAUAUUUUAGCUAACUUUUUCCCAGAUUAAGAAAAAACACUUUAAUUAUUUCAAACCGAAUUUCCUCCUUUAAUUGAUUUUAUUAAUUACUUACCUUUUAAACCAGUUAUUAAAAAUUUUUAUUAAUACAGUUAAGAUGACGUUUAGAGACUCACUAAGACAUUAUCUGAAAAUUAAUACCUUGUUGAUAUUGAAUGUGUGAAUCAGGGUGUGUCGAGUGGAUCUGAUCAUUAUUUUGUUGUUUCUGAUACUGUCUAACUUAUUGAAGCAUAUUAUAUUGAAAUGAAAUAUGAUCGAAUAUACGACAGAGAUAAAAUUCAGUUUAAUAUACUAAAUAAAAUAGAGUUUGAAAAUAACACUAUCUCAACUUUUUAGUUCUCACCAAGAAGCAAAAUCAUUUACUUUUUAAUUCUCUAAGAAAUAUAAAAUGAAAACGAAAUGAAGUUUUAUUUUGAUCUUAAUGGAAUUGAUCAUGAAAAUACCUUUACACUAAAAGAUUUUCAUUAAAUGUAGAACAAAUAAAAGAUGCACUUUAAUUAUAUAUUUUAUAUAGGCCUUAUGAUACUCUUGGCGAUGGUUAUAGCAAUUCUACUCAAGAUUGGAUUUAGAAAAUAAAUCAUUAAGAAACAUUAAAAUAUCACAGAAUUAAUUGAAUAAAAGCCUGAAUAAAUAGAAUUACAUGUAUAAAUGAUGAAGUGA